AGUAACUUGGAAACAUAUGACGUCAUUUGUUCUUAGGAGCGAUAACAACAAAAAUAUACAAAAUGAAGAAUCAAGUUAUCUUUUUCAUAAUUCUGUGGACCAAACUCUGCUUCAGCGAUGGCCAAGCACCUACAGCUAAUGCAGGAAGCAGGCCGCCUACUGGGAGUAGCCCUCCAGGUGCAAAUAACCCACCUGUUGGAAAUAACCUGCCUGUUGGAAAUAACCUACCUGUUGUGAAUAAUUCCCCAGCAAAUACAGCAGCAAUGACAGAUGACCAAGCACAUGUUGCUAAAAUGGUGCCGAUCGUUGGAGGUAUAUUCUUUGGGAUUGUGGUCCUGCUAUGUAUCGUUAUUUUCCUAAUAAGAAAGAAAAUGGAAGACGCUAAAUUGAAAAAACAAGCAGGUCAACAAGGUGAAUUGGAAAGUCUUAAUGGUCCAAAUGAGUUUGAUGCCGACUCCGAAGAAGAGGAGUAAGCGUAAUAUCCUCGUAAACAUAACGUAAACGGGAUAUUUAUAGGAGGAUGAAUAAAAUAACAUUAAGGCUACAUAUUGAAACUAUUGGCAUGUACAUGCUGUAUACUUAAAAAUAUAGAAAAUAAAAUUUCAAAACAAAA
Owenia fusiformis is the source of this 613-nucleotide messenger RNA. NCBI's taxonomy places the organism in Eukaryota, Metazoa, Annelida, Polychaeta, Sabellida, Oweniidae. The record is from the annotation of a GenBank genome assembly.